AUGUCAACAGAUAACACAGAAUUGCUAUCAAAGUUUCUUAAUGAUUAUAACCAAUUGAAGAAAUAGAACUAAGAAUACCAAAUGAAAGAAAACACAACCUUUUAAACAUUAUCUAAUGAAAACUCCCUCUUGACUCAAGAAUUAAAUCGCAUCAAAAAAGAAAAUCAAAGAUUAAUCGACAAUAAUGCAUUCUUAACUGAUCAACUCAAUCAAUUAAAACUCCUUUACUCAGAAACUAAACAAGAACUGCAAGAAUCCUUUAAUUUUAUUCAAAACAUCAACAAAACUAUGAAAACUGGAACAUUUGAAAAUGAAGACAAAGAACUAAACAAAUUGAUGGAGAUCUUUUCAGUCAGCUCUGUAGAUUAAUUAAUAAUAACUGCCGAAAAGAUUAAGACUGUGAUGUUGGGAGUUUCUCAUUUAGAACAGUUUUGCAGAUCAAUUUGUGAAAUCAUUUAUGAUUAACAUGAAGAACAUUACAAUUUGGAUUAAGUGUUCCCUAUUAUACAAAAAUGGAAAUGCGAUUCCAAAUAUGUAGAUUGUUUUUUAUUCUUCAAAAAUCAAUUAGAAUAAACAUUGCAAUUGAAACACUCUACUGAUCAAUAAAUCAUAGAUGCAAUCAAACAACUAUAAAACACUUAGAAUCAUGAUCUACAAACAAUCAAAUCGUUAUUUAAAAUAGAUACCAAUGACAAUUUUAUGUUCAAAAUCAAUCAAAUCUUCUUACUACUUCAAGACAUCCAACAAUUCACCAAAAUUGCCAAAAGACUACUAGAUUUGGAUGAAAAUAUGAAAAACGAAGCAUGUAUGGUCUACAUUUUAAAAUUGUUGGAGAAAAUGAAAUAAAGCCAAUUCAAUGAUCCAGAUCUAAUAAUUAAAAUAAUGAAAAUCAUCAAAGUGGAUCAUCCAUAAUAAAUAAUAUCGAAAUUGGAGUAAUUGACAAAUUGA
Paramecium tetraurelia is the source of this 948-nucleotide messenger RNA. RefSeq lists its product as uncharacterized. Lineage: Eukaryota; Ciliophora; Oligohymenophorea; Peniculida; Parameciidae. The record is from RefSeq and is a predicted model, not a curated record. The transcript has a single exon.